Molecule: messenger RNA, 1647 nt
Organism: Saccharomycopsis crataegensis
Lineage: Eukaryota; Fungi; Ascomycota; Saccharomycetes; Ascoideales; Saccharomycopsidaceae
Gene: SAS10
Product: rRNA-processing protein SAS10
Exons: 1
Coding region: 1-1647 (548 amino acids)
Biological process (GO): maturation of SSU-rRNA from tricistronic rRNA transcript (SSU-rRNA, 5.8S rRNA, LSU-rRNA)
Cellular component (GO): small-subunit processome; nucleolus
Source: RefSeq, a predicted model, not a curated record
AUGUCUGACCUUGAAUUGGAUGAAGUCGAUAAAUACCAUGAGAGCCGUCUAAAGGUAUCAAAGGGUAACAGAUACCAAGAUGGUUACUCUUCGGAGGAGCUUAGUGAUGAUGAAGUCUUGAAUAUUUCCGAAAAUGAAAGCGAAGACAGCUCAGAUGACGAUGAUGACUUGAAACCUGGCAAAGAAGAAAGUGAUGAUGAAAAUUGGGGAGGUAAAGAAAAUAUUUACGGUGGUGAUGAUAUUGAUGCCAUCAACAAUAAGGAAGAGGCGGAAGAAUUCGUCAAGGAAUCUCUUAGAUUGCAAAAGAAGCAUAUGGAAGACUUGAAUAUGGAAGAUUAUUUUGACAAUGAGCUUAUGAGUGAAUGGAAGAAGGAAGCUGUUUCAUAUGAAGAUGAUAUUCUGAACAAUAAAGAUAGUCUUGAACAGCAGCAGAAGUUACAAGAGAUUGUCACUGGGCAAAAUUUCAAUAAUUUGAAUCAAGAAGCCAAAGAAAACUUUAUAAAGACAAGCUUUCCUGAAUAUUAUCCUCUUUGCAGAGAGUUUAGCACAUUAUGCAGCUCGCUGUUCCAAUCUUUACAAGAUAAAAUUAAAGCCAAGGUGGCUUCAAAGGUGGAUGAAGUGAAGUUUUUGGCAUUAUCAACUUAUCUUGGUUCCAUUAUGAAUUAUAUCAAUUUACUUGCAUCAAUGAUGAAGAAUGCCAGUGAUGAAACCUUAAGUAUGAAGGACCAUCCGAUCAUGGAAACCAUUUUGAGUUCUAGAGAAGCAUGGAAUCAGGCCAGUGCGUUAAAGAAUGUUAUUGAAGUCGAUUCUGAAAUUAUGGAAGAUGAAGAAAUAAAACCAGAAAAGAUAAAUGAAGAUCAAGAAAUCGACGAGGAAGAUGUGGAAUCAGGAGAAGAAGAAGAAGAAGAAGAAGAAGAAGAAGAAGAAGAAGAAGAUUUAGAUUUGAGCAAAUUGAAACGCCGUGAUGUCAAGAAACGUUCAGUGGUGCGUACAUCGGACAACAUGGAAGGUGGUAUUGAUGACAUUGACGUUGAUGAAAAGAAAUCACGUAAGAAAUCCUUGCGUUUCUACACUUCCAAAAUUGAUCAGCAAGCCCUUAAGAAAGACUCCAAGUUUGCUGGUGAUGAAGAUAUCCCAUACAAAGAACGUUUGUACGAACGUCAACAGCGACUCAUUGAAGAAGCCCGUAAGCGUGGGUUGGAUAAGAGUGAUGCUGCCACCAACUUGGAUGGCGCCGAUUAUGAUUCGGCUGAAGAAUCCCAGGCCAAGGACCUUAAUAAUGAGUAUGAUAACUAUUACAAUUCCGUGAAGUUUGCCCGUGAAGAUAAACGCCACAAGAGAAAAGAAGCUCACCAGGCAGCAGUUAUGGCUGCCAAGGAUGGUAAGUUGGCGGAAAUUAUGGCUGAUGAAAAUGUUGGUGCUGAAGGUAAGAGAGCCAUUAGUUACCAAAUCUUGAAGAACAAGGGUUUGACUGUCAAACGUAAGAAGGAGGUGAGAAACUCAAGAGUCAAGAAGAGAAUGAAGUAUGACCAAGCUAAGAAGAAACUUAAGUCUGUCAGACAAGUCUACCAAGGCCAACAAGGACCAUAUGGUGGGGAAGCGACUGGUAUUAAGAAGAAUUUAUCUAGAAGUGUCAAAUUUAAAUAG